Messenger RNA from Durusdinium trenchii, 1452 nucleotides. The record is from the annotation of a GenBank genome assembly. Lineage: Eukaryota; Dinophyceae; Suessiales; Symbiodiniaceae.
CUUCAUGGCACAUCAUGCGUCAUCCACUCAUUGGUCUAUUGUGCACGUGCGGCCAUGGAAAAGACGGAUGCCGAUGUGUUCUUCAGGGACACUGUAAAACUGAAGCCGCCUGAUUUAGACGCGCAGCGGCAAGCAAUUGCUGACUUCAUAGUCAAGGCUCGCUCAAAGGACCUGCGCGUAGCGUUGAUCACCUCUGGAGGCACCACAGUGCCCCUGGAAGUGAAUACAGUUCGUUUCAUCGAUAACUUCUCCACGGGUACCAGAGGAGCUCUCUGUACCCAGGAGUUUCUUGAAGCUGGCUACGCAGUGAUAUUCCUACAUCGUAAAGGGUCUAACUUCCCUUAUGCCACAGAGAUUGUGAAGAAACUCAACCAGGCGCCGUUGGAUCUUUUGGAGGACAAGUGCUUUGCUACUUCACCUCCAGCCGAUGCAAAGGACCGGUUGCUGGCCAUCGGCUUCACUACCAUUUUCGAAUACCUUUUCUCGCUUCGUCAAUGUUCCGAAGCCCUGGCUGCAGCAGGCACUGCUGGGAUCAUCCUUUUGGCUGCGGCGGUGGCAGACUUCUACGUUCCAGAGUCGGAGAUGGCCACAGAGAAGAUCCAAAGUCGAGCGCAUGAUGGACUCACCGUGCAGCUCCGGAACGUUCCAAAACUGCUUGGUGCGGUCCGAACUUGGGCACCUCAGGCCUUCAUAUUUUCCUUCAAGUUGGAGACCAAUCCCAAUAUUCUUUUGGCCAAAGCAGCGGGUGCCCUGAAGAAGUACAAAGUGGAUGCAGUCUGCUCAAACGUGCUUCAGACCAUCCGGGACUGGGUCACGAUCGUUGAAGCAGAUGAGGCAUCUUCCAUCGAAGUCCCUACGGAGAUCACCGGCGAUGAGAAAGAACCUCUGAAGGUCUUUGGGGUUCUUAGUCGUAGUAUCGAGCGCCGCGAUGCCAAGAGUGUGGAUGUCCCGCUGGUCCAAGCCAUGAUCGAGAUGCACAGAGCAAAGAUCAGACGCUCUACAUCGGGAUACACAGCCUGAAGAAAAGGAGCCUGAGUGGGAGCCUGGAGUGCUGCCAGCUGGGUGUCACACAAUAUGGUCGAGUUUGGUAGGGAGUUUCGACAAGAGGUGCUGGAAAGCUGCCUGAACUCGGAACCGUGGAAAUCAGCAAUCCAGCUGGGUCGUCAUGAAAGAAUUGGAUACGUACUGAUUAAGGUAUGAGAUUAUGAUAUUGCUCAAAUGUGUUUCUUGUAACAAAAUGAGGUUGGUAAGCCAAUUACCCUGCUAUGAAUAGGCAUGUCAGAUAAUUCUGUUCGUUCGAUCGGCUACACAAUUGUAUACCACAACCGCUUUUUGGGGGAUGUGGACUUUGAGACUUUGAAAUGGUGCCAUAGACAAGAAAAUUCAAUCUUGUGCCUUGAAGCACUAGCACCUGCGCAGCUUCGGCUCAAGCAGCCGCUUUAUCCACUCAAG